UUUAAAUGAUAUAAUCCGCGAGAAAAGACAGCUGCUUCGCGUUAUUAUCAAAUACUUUUACUGUUUUGAGAAAUAAAAAAAAUCAGAAAAUGUCAGACUCAGUACGGUUUGUUGUCCAAAAAGCCGAUUUGCAAGAAAAAAUAACCAUUCACAAUCAAAGUAAAGAUCACAUUAAUAAAUCUCUCGAGGAUAUUAAUCUUGAUGAUGAUACCUUACUUGUGGAUAAAACUAAAGAGCCAAAUGAUCUAAAGGAUACAAAGAAAUCACUCAGUCGUGAAAUUUUGGCACUAUAUGAGGAAGAUCUUGGUCAAAAAGGAAAGCUACAGAAACUUUUGCACAAUGUGGGAAGUUAUAGUGCUGCCUUCCCUGGUGCCAGUACAAUAAAAACUUCACACAACUCCAAGGUUGCAUCAUUGGGUACAAUUGCUGGUGUUUACCUGCCAUGUCUGCAAAAUAUAUUUGGAGUUAUUUUCUUCAUUCGCUUGUCAUGGGUUGUAGGAACAGCUGGUGUACUUCAUAGUUUUACCAUAGUCUUUAUAUGCUGUUGUUGUACAAUGCUCACAUCAAUAUCAAUGAGUGCAAUUGCUACAAAUGGUGUUGUACCAGCUGGUGGAUCAUAUUUCAUGAUUUCAAGAAGUUUAGGACCAGAGUUUGGUGGUGCAGUGGGGAUAUUAUUUUAUCUGGGAACUUCAUUUGCCUCUGCUAUGUAUAUUUUGGGUGCUGUUGAAAUUUUAUUGACAUAUAUUACUCCACAGAUUUCUUUAUUUGAUGAUGGCCAAUCUACUGGUGGUGUGCAAUCAACGGCAAUGUUAAAUAACAUGCGUGUUUAUGGUACAGCACUAGUGGUACUUCUUGGUGGACUUGUUUUUAUUGGUGUAAAAUAUGUUAACAAAUGUGCUUUUUUAUUUCUUGCAUGUGUUCUUUUAUCGAUUUUGGCAAUAUUCAUUGGUUUUUUUACAAUUCAUGUGAGAAAAUCACCUAGCGUUUGUUACCUUGGAGAUCAUCUAUUAUCAAAAUCAUCAUAUAAAGUUUGCUCAAAAAAUGACUCACUGCUGUUAUCAAUAUAUGAAAAAACUGUUCCAAGUUAUCUUUUUUACAAUCUUUCAAAUACUCAAGUGGUCAAAGCUAUGCCUGGAAUUAGCAGUAUUUUUUAUGAGCAACUUUGGAGUAACUAUCGUAAAGCAGGUCAAGUAAAACAAGGAGUGACUGGAUUUCCUGGUGAAGUAGUUGCUGAUAUCACAACAUCAUUUACUAUUUUGCUUGCAAUAUUUUUUCCUUCUGUAACUGGAAUCAUGGCUGGUUCAAAUCGCUCUGGAAAUCUAAAAAAUGCACAAGCUUCUAUACCUAAAGGGACAAUAGCUGCAGUUUUAACUACCUCUAGUAUAUAUCUCUCAAGUGUUCUUCUACUAGCAGCAACCAUUAAGGGCGAUGUUUUACGAGACAAAUUUGGUGAGAGUAUUGGAGGUUCUUUUGUUGUAUCAGCAUUAGGCUGGCCUAAUAAAUGGAUGAUACUCAUUGGAUCAUUAUUAUCAACAGUAGGAGCUGGUCUGCAGAGCUUGACUGGUGCUCCAAGAUUAUUGCAAGCAAUAGCCAAUGAUGAUAUCAUUGUUUUCUUGAGGAUUUUUUCUCAUGUAUCAAAAGAUGGAGAGCCAAAAAGAGCAUUGAUUUUAACAUUGUUGAUUUGUGAAAUUGGAGUUCUUAUUGCUAGUUUUGAUUCUGUUGCUCCAAUUAUUACCAUGUUUUUUCUCAUGUGCUAUGGUUUUAUUAAUUUUGCAUGCACACUCCAAUCAAUAUUGCGGCUACCAAACUGGCGUCCUCGUUAUCGUUAUUAUCAUUGGAGUUUAUCUCUAGCCGGUGUUCUACUGUGUUUAUUUUUAAUGUUUGUUUCAAGCUGGUAUUAUGCUCUUGUUGCUGCUAUUAUUGCUGCCUUGCUUUACAAAUACAUAGAAUAUAGAGGAGCAGUUAAAGAAUGGGGUGAUGGUUUUAGUGGUUUAGCUCUUAGUGCAGCUCGGUUUAGCUUGUUAAGACUUGAAAGUUAUUCUCCACAUACCAAGAAUUGGAGACCGCAAGUACUUGUUUUGUGUCCAAUUGAGGAGAAACCGAAUAGUUUAAACAGUGAAUGCAAAAAAGUAAUAAGUCUUGCAAGUCAGUUAAAAGCAGGAAAAGGUCUGACUAUAGUUUCCACAGUAAUUCAACAAGAGUUUCUUGAUGGUGCAUUAAAACAUGAUGAGUUAGAAGAGGAUCUCAAAAAAGUGAUGAAAGAAGAAAGAAUAAAAGGAUUUAGCUCAGUUGUUUCUAUGCCUAAUAUGAAAGAUGCUUUUUCACAAAUAGUUCAGACAGCUGGUCUUGGUGGGUUAACACCAAACACUGUUUUGAUAGCAUGGCCAAAUAAUUGGAAAGAAAAUGCAAACUGGUGCAGUUUUAUCAACACAGUUCGAGUAGUUGCACAAAAAAAAAAAGCUUUGCUAGUUGUCAAGAAUCCAACAAUAUUUCCUGAAAGAAGCACACGAGAAAAGGGUUAUAUUGACAUUUGGUGGAUUGUUCAUGACGGUGGUCUUAUGUUGCUAAUCACAUUUUUGCUAGUUCAUCACAAAGUAUGGAAAAAAUGCUCAGUUAGAUUGUUUACAAUUGCACAAAUAAGUGACAAUAGCCUUCAAAUAAAGAAAGAUUUAGUAGACCUUCUUUACAAUCUAAGGUUAACAGCUGAAAUUGAAGUUAUUGAAAUGGAAGACAGUGAUAUAUCAGCUUACACCUACGAACGCACAUUAAAAGCAGAACAACGCAGGGAAUUAAUGAAUAAAAUGAAUUUGUCACGAAGAGCAAACAAAUUGCAGGCACAAAUGAUCCUUGAUAAUAGUCAUGUUUCAAAAUCACAUGAAGUUUCAAGUCUUGAUAAUAGUCAUAUUUCAAAAUCACAUGAAGUUUCGAGCGAUGAAAGUUGUACAAAAAAUGCAGAAAUGCUUAAGUUUGAGUUGGAUAAUCUCUCUUCCAAAACACCUCAGAAGCCAAAUGAGUCUAAUGUACGCAGAAUGGAUACUGCAAUUAAAUUAAAUAAGCUAGUAGUUGAAAAAUCCCAAAAUGCCCGUCUUGUACUAAUCAACCUACCACUUCCUAGUGCAGAUACUAAACAAGAUAUGUACAUGGAAUUUAUAGAGGUCUUGACAGAAGGUAUUGGUCGUGUACUGCUAGUGAGAGGGAGUGGUGAUGAAGUCGUCACAAUAUAUUCUUAAAACGAAGAAUUCUUUUUUACAUAGUUUGCAUUGAAAAAUCAAAAAGUUUUUUUUUUACCAUUUUAAAGUAUUUAACUAGCCUAGAUGUCAGAUGAUGAUUUCAUUAUUAAGUCUGAACACUGUUUAAAUUUGUUUAUUUUUGUUAUCAUGCUAUUUCUUAACUGCUUCUUUCUUAACAAUGCUGUUUCUUUAUUAACGAUAUUGUUUCAUUCUUAGCAAUUUUUUUUGUCGACAACGUUAUUUUGUAUAACUAAUUUAUUCGUGUUUUUUUAAAUAUAUUUUGUUUGAUUUUUGGA
Hydra vulgaris (swiftwater hydra) is the source of this 3526-nucleotide messenger RNA. Its product is annotated as solute carrier family 12 member 6. Gene Ontology annotation, molecular function: potassium:chloride symporter activity. Gene Ontology annotation, cellular component: plasma membrane. Gene Ontology annotation, biological process: chloride transmembrane transport; potassium ion import across plasma membrane; chemical synaptic transmission. The record is from RefSeq and is a predicted model, not a curated record. Lineage: Eukaryota; Metazoa; Cnidaria; Hydrozoa; Anthoathecata; Hydridae.